AUGUCAGGGACCGAUCCAGGUCAUCAGGUCCACGUUGAAGACUGCGCCGCUGAUGACGGAAAGGAGACGCUCGCAAUCUAUCUGUUUUGCCCUCCUACGUUGGCAGGUGAACUCCAACAAGCAACUCUAUCGGGACAUCUGCGAUAUCUGCAUGCACCGUUUGUUGCAUUGGAGGAAACACGCAUCACGGCUUGCCCUCUCAUCAGUAUCGACAAUUACACCACCUACUGGGCGAUGCUGAUGAAAAGAAAAUGCGCCUUUGUACGACUGCGGGAUCGCAGAGGACCCAAACUCUGGAUCAUAUGUGCUCACGCACCUUCGGAGGCCCCAGAGGAUCACAAAAAGGACGCGUUUUAUGAUGAACUCAAUACGUUGAUGUCUAAGAUACGAAACCAGCAGGCGAUAAUUGUCAGAAUUGAUGCGAAUGCAAAUAUGAAAAGGUAUCGGGGAGCUCAACAUCAGCCGAAGCUCGCCUUAGAAGGUCUGAAAACGAGGAAUGAAGAAGGAAGUUCCGCCAACGAGUGUCGACUAAUAUUGGAUUACGGACCAGGAAGAGAGUGGACGACGCAAACUCUUUGA
This is a messenger RNA of Necator americanus (New World hookworm), 579 nucleotides long. RefSeq lists its product as uncharacterized. The transcript is spliced from 4 exons. The record is from RefSeq and is a predicted model, not a curated record. Lineage: Eukaryota; Metazoa; Nematoda; Chromadorea; Rhabditida; Ancylostomatidae. The coding region runs from base 1 to 579 and encodes 192 amino acids.